AUGGUUUAGCAAGUUAUUACGUUUUUUGAACAGGUUUAAAAUUAUCCUCACAACAGGAAGGUUUUCUUUUUCCAAAAAAAAAGUCAAGAUUUUUCUAAAGUGAAAUUUAAUUAUCCAUUAUUUAUAUAUCUUAAAAAGAGUUAUUUCUUUCAAAGGGAUUUCUUGGUUCUUAUAUAUUAUCAUCUCUAUUAGAUUACAUAAAUUAAGCAGUUCCAGGUGUAUCNUAAAGUAUUACAAUUUAAUUAAUAUAAUCUAGUUUUUAAAAUUGUUUGUUUUUCUACAAUUUAUUAAAUAAAAUAGUGAAAAAGCUAUUAAAGCCAUAGUUUUACCUUCAUCUAAGCGUUUUUUUUCGAAACAAAAGAGUCCCAAAAAACCAAAAAUCCUCUAAAUACCUUGUUUAAAUUCAAGUAUUAGAAGUAGUAGAGAUGUGAGUAUUAUUUUUUAUUUUAGAGUUCAGAAAAACCUAAAAUAAAAUUUCCACAAAUUAUUCAUUCAAAGAAUAGUCCAAAAGGUGAAGCAAGUCCUUCAAAAUUUACUUUUUAUUAUAAAACCAUUAAUCCAACUUAAACAACCAUAGAGUUUGAAAAAUCUAAUGUUAGAUUUAAAUGA
This is a messenger RNA of Paramecium primaurelia, 609 nucleotides long. NCBI's taxonomy places the organism in Eukaryota, Ciliophora, Oligohymenophorea, Peniculida, Parameciidae. The record is from the annotation of a GenBank genome assembly.